Molecule: messenger RNA, 1905 nt
Organism: Homalodisca vitripennis (glassy-winged sharpshooter)
Lineage: Eukaryota; Metazoa; Arthropoda; Insecta; Hemiptera; Cicadellidae
Gene: Naa15-16
Product: N-alpha-acetyltransferase 15, NatA auxiliary subunit
Exons: 11
Coding region: 103-1890 (595 amino acids)
Biological process (GO): N-terminal peptidyl-methionine acetylation
Cellular component (GO): NatA complex; cytoplasm
Molecular function (GO): protein-N-terminal amino-acid acetyltransferase activity; protein binding
Source: RefSeq, a predicted model, not a curated record
GUCACGUGAUGUGACUCCAUUUUGGGUAUCAGCCACGAGGUUUUGUCAAGAAAAUUAUUUUGGCAUACUCCGGUGUUAUUGUGGUUACUGAAAAUUGCUAAAAUGCCUUCUAGCAAUCCGUUACCCCCUAAAGAAAAUUCUCUUUUCAAACGAAUAUUGAAAUGUUAUGAACAAAAGCAAUAUAAAAAUGGGUUGAAGUUUGCUAAACAAAUCCUUUCAAAUCCAAAAUUUUCUGAACAUGGAGAAACGCUGGCAAUGAAAGGUUUGACUUUGAAUUGCCUGGGUCGGAAGGAGGAAGCGUAUGAGUAUGUCCGCCGGGGACUACGCAAUGACUUGCGCUCGCACGUGUGCUGGCACGUCUACGGACUGCUGCAGCGAUCAGACAAGAAGUAUGACGAGGCUAUCAAGUGUUACCGCAAUGCGCUUAAGUGGGAGAAGGACAACAUCCAGAUCCUGCGUGACUUGUCACUGUUACAGAUUCAGAUGAGAGACCUCGAAGGAUACAGAGACACAAGGUAUCAGCUGUUUAUGCUCAGGCCAACACAGAGAGUGUCAUGGAUUGGUUUUGCGAUGUCCUAUCAUCUCCUCAAGGAUUACGAAAUGGCUGUUAAAAUAUUGGAUUCAUUCAGGAAAACUCUAUUUAGUCAGGGUGCGUAUGACUACGAGCACAGUGAACUGCUUCUGUACCAGAACAUGGUGAUUCAGGAGUCUGGGGCUCUGGAAGAUGCACUCAAGCACCUUGAAGAAUUUCAUCUAGAAAUCUGUGAUAAACUCUCCAUUAAAGAAACUUGGGGGAACCUCUACCUGAAGCUGGGCAAGUUCUCGAGUGCGGAGGAAGUGUACCGGGAGCUGCUGGAGCGUAAUCCAGAGAACACAGGCUACUACAGCAGUCUACAAGAAGCUCUGCAGUUGCAUACCCCUGAUCAGAAGCUGAAGUUACUGUCGGAGUACAGGGAGAAGUGCCCCAAGGCUCUGGCACCUGCACGGCUCUACCUCAACUUUGCUCAAGGGGAAGUGUUCAGACAGGAAGUAGACCGGUACCUGAGGCGGGGACUGCACAAGGGGGUGCCUCCACUGUUUGUGGAUCUCAGGUCUCUGUACAAGGACAAGGAGAAAGUUACCAUCAUACAGCAACUGGUCGAACAAUACGUCGAUGCACUUAACAAAUCAGGACGUUUCAACGAAGAUGAAGUUAAGGAACCGAAGGAGCCUGCAUCAGCGUUGCUGUGGGCUUAUUAUUUCCUGGCACAGCACUAUGACUUCCUCGGUAACACGGACAAAGCUCUGCAGUAUAUCAAUGCUGCCAUCGAACACACUCCUACGCUUAUAGAGCUGUUUGUCACCAAGGGGCGAAUAUAUAAGCAUGCAGGAGACGUGAUAGAAGCGUACAAGUGGAUGGACGAGGCCCAAGGUCUGGACACAGCGGACAGGUACAUCAACUCCAAGUGUGCCAAGUACAUGUUGAGAGCAAACCUCAUCAAGGAGGCAGAGGAAACAUGCUCCAAGUUCACAAGGGAAGGGGUUUCAGCCAUGGAAAACCUAAACGAGAUGCAGUGCAUGUGGUUCCAGACAGAGUGUGCCCUAGCUUACCAGAGGUUAGAGAAGUGGGGAGACGCCCUUAAGAAGUGCCAUGAAGUCGAUAGGCAUUUCUCAGAAAUAAUUGAGGACCAGUUCGACUUCCAUACGUAUUGCAUGAGGAAAAUGACACUUCGGUCAUAUGUGGGAUUACUGAGGUUAGAGGACGUGUUGCGUGCCCACCCGUUCUACCUGCACGCCGCGAGAUGUGCGAUACAGGUCUACCUGCACCUGCAUGACAAGCCGCCGCAGGACGAGACCGCGGAGCAGGACACCAAUACAGGUGAGUUGAGUUCAUGUAUAUACAAACUGUAGUGUCUGUCCAGGAAC